ACCAUCCUUGCGAACAGGUUUCCUUGUGUAUGCUCGUCUAUUAAAAAACGCUACUGCUUUCAUGUACAUGUCUGUGGAAAGACGGUAGAAAUCAUGCAGAUCACGCAAGUUUAAACAAAAUCCUUUCAACACGUUAUUUCAACGCCAUGCCUGCAAAACAGUACUCUGCAGACUCCAAAACGGAUUCCCUCCUCACCAAACGACAUGUCUUGACUUGCCCCAUCACACCCGAUACCUUACGAUCCCGAUUAAAAGUGUACAAGCAAAACACCAAGAUUGGAAGCAAGAUCAAAUCCCUCACCCGCAUCGUCAAACAAAAUCAUACAUCUCAUACUCUCCGUCAGCAUCGUCGUAUCUGGGAAUCAGAGUACGAACGACUAGAAACAAGCCGAACCGCCCUAGAACGAUCCGCUCAUGAUGCAUUACGAACCUUUCUUUCCCUAUCCGACCCACACGAGUCUUUGCACACCAUGACAGAAAUAAUAGAUACAAUCCAAGACCUCGACACCGACCGAGAAGAAUGGUUUAAAAGUCUUUCAACACCCGUUAUGACCACUGUCAAGUGUCUCAAAUCUGCCAAGGACCCUAUACGCCGAAAAGAGUGUUUAGAGCUGUUAAAAUCUACCCAACACGGAAUAGAGCAGCGUCAACAAGAGCUCAUAACUCAGUUAUCCACUCUUGAUACACCCGAUACAACCAAAUCACCUUACGAAGACCUUGAUGAUCUCAUCCUAAACCCAUGGACAGAGUACGCCGGACACAUUGCCCCCUUUUUGGAUAUCCCCUGCAUAGAUCUAGGCAUCCAAGAACAACAACGCAGCAUCUACAAAGAGUUCCUCGACACAUUUUAUACUCGUCUUCAGGACCUGCGAGAUGCAGCUGGAACAGACCACUUGGUCCAUUUAGACCCCUCCAACCGUCUCCGGAUUCGUAAAAUUGUCCAAGAGUACAUGGCGACUACACACCCUCAUCGCUGGACACUCUGCUUGGACCGUUGUUCCAUUGAAUUACCCCAACUCGAUCGCAAUGUUAUCCAAUCCCACGCCCUCCACAUCCACCAAACCCUCCACACACCCUCAACACUUAAAUCCCUCAAAACAACCCUCCAAACCACACUCACCCAACAUAUUUCCGAUACAUUAACCCUCUACACGCAAGCUACCAUAGACCACCAUCGGGCUCUUGUCGCUGAACAGGAAACUCAGGACCGUAUGGAGCGGUUAGAGGAUCUUCAUGCAAGAGUGCGUACAUGGCGACAUCAGAAAAUGGAGCAAAUUCGACAUGACAUGCGUGUUGAGGAGAUUCGAUUGCGGAACCAAGAGGAGCAACGGCUUUUAUUGGAGGAACAAACCCGUCAAACCCGCCAAAAAACCCAAGAAAUGCUAAAAACCUACCACACAAAAAAACAUCAAACACUCCUCUCCCAAAUCCAAACCUCACUAGACCUCCAAGAAGCGUAUACAAUCGAAACCCUCCAUCGCAUUCAAUACAAUCAAACCCGCAUACACCACCGCCAAACCCUCCAAACCCAAAAACAACUCUCCAAAGCCCACCAAACUCGUCAAACACAUUUAGAAUCUCUGAAACUCCAAGCACGUUUAGAUGCCCUUCGCGCUACAGUGGCAGUUCAGGCUCAGAGUGAUUGGACGAGGAUUUGGGGGAAUACGGAAGCGUGGACACAUUUUCUAAAGGCUGAGAAAUCUAAACCCUUGUAUAAUAUUCCCGGAUACACAUCUCAAGACCUCCUCAAAGACCCCAGACACAAACUCUCACUUGCGUUCGCUGAUCAUGGCCUUUCAAGUACCCCAUAUGCACGCUCGAUGCUUUGUUCCAUGGUACGCGAACCGUUACGUGCCGACCAGAAAUCUGUGAUUAGGUUAGGAUGAUCAUGUUUGAAUUGGAAAAUAUAAAAGAGAACUACAUGGACGCUCUUCAUGGGCAGUGUACUGUAAAAAAGGA
This is a messenger RNA of Spizellomyces punctatus DAOM BR117, 1959 nucleotides long. RefSeq lists its product as uncharacterized. Lineage: Eukaryota; Fungi; Chytridiomycota; Chytridiomycetes; Spizellomycetales; Spizellomycetaceae. The transcript is spliced from 13 exons. The record is from RefSeq and is a predicted model, not a curated record. The coding region runs from base 147 to 1886 and encodes 579 amino acids.